Molecule: messenger RNA, 1363 nt
Organism: Hyalella azteca
Lineage: Eukaryota; Metazoa; Arthropoda; Malacostraca; Amphipoda; Hyalellidae
Product: transmembrane reductase CYB561D2
Exons: 3
Coding region: 130-753 (207 amino acids)
Molecular function (GO): transmembrane monodehydroascorbate reductase activity
Source: RefSeq, a predicted model, not a curated record
CUCUCUGUUUAUAUUGACGUUUCGUUGUAUAGUGUAAACGUAGGAUCCAUUGGAGCGGAAUUUGCUUGCGAACUUCCUGGAUCUAGUUGCUUUCUUGUUGAGCUCUAAAAAUUUCAUUUUGUUGCUAAAAUGAUUCGAGGCGUUGUGAUACCAGCAGCUUUAGCUGGCAUUGUCGGAUACAUAGGAAUACUUGCAAAACCAAGCUCUUCAUUGUUCUCAUAUCAUCCUGCUUUCAUGACUCUAGCCUUUAUUGGGAUGCUAAGCAGUGCUGUGUUGCUCCUGAACCGUGACGUGAAGCUUUCACGUCGUUCUAAGACCUUCCUGCACUGGCUGCUCAAUGGGCUUGCUGGGAUUGCUGCAGCUGUAGGUUUUGGAAGCAUUUACUACAACAAAGAGUUGAACAACAAGCCCCAUUUCACAUCCUGGCAUGGCUUGAUUGGAGCCACAGCAUGUGCCCUGCUACUGAGUCAGCUCACUUUUGGAGGAAUUAUGAACUACCCUCAGUAUGCCAAGCCGGUGUUGUCAUACAGUGCACUUCGUAGAUGCCAUGCGAUCAGCGGUACCACAGUGUAUCUCCUUGGCUCUGGUGCCUUUAUAUUUGGCCUUUUCACUACUUGGUUCCAAAGCCAGGCUAGUGCCCUAGCCAUCAUUACUGUAAUAGGAGCUCAAGCUCUAGUUCUUGGGUCAAUUCUCCAACAGGUCUGGAAGGGACUUGGUGUUUUAAACAAAUCUUGGAAGAAUGUAAAGAAUUGAUUAACAUUUUUUCUCUGUCACAAUGGCAUUAUGCAAUCCCUUCUUGAAUAUUUUCCAAUUUUUCUGUGCUCCGGGAUUAUGCAAAUGUUAGUAUUUUUUUUAAUUAUCUAAGAUUUCACGGGUAUCAAUUGUGUCCGAGUGCAGAAACAGUAGAGAAGUUAUUCCUCGAGUGUUUUUAUUCAUUUGUUAUGAUAUUGCAAAACGUGGUAGAUACGUUCUAAAAAUUUCAGUUUAUGAAAACACAUCCAGGUUUCGCGUUCAACAAAAUCAGCUCCCUGGUGCAUGAUAAACAUGGUAAUCUAUUACACAAUAUUGCGUAUCAUCUCAGAGCAAUAUUAUACUGUUGAAUAUCGACAGGUAUAUUAUUUUUCAAGUUGGUACGGAUUGCUAUCAGGUUUCUUUCCUGUCCUGCAUGCUAACUAUGGUGCCUCGAACUUCAUCAAUGGUUUGUUCCAAAACUUAGCUGUAAGUUCAGAAGUAAUAAUUUUGUUAUAAUUGUUGACAUUUUUCUAUCACGGAGCAGGUAUAUCUAUUUUGUAUGUUGUUAUCACACCAAAGUUUAGUCACAAUCAUUAUUUUUGUAUGUUUCAUAAAUAAACUUUCCUAUCCA